GCAAGUCAUUGUAUUGCACUCCCUUCUCCUUUCCUUCCUUUUCCUCUGCAUCCUCAGGGAGAUUAAGUCCUCCGUCUUCGUUUCGGAGGAUAUUUUUUUCGGUUUAGAGAUCCCAAAACAAGAAAUAAAAAAACGAAUUUAACCCAAAAAUUUUAACUCCGCUUCGAUCGUCCAAAUCUGAAAUUUACAAGAAUUUUGAAUAUAUUAAUCAAUUUCCUUACACGUGAUUUACAUCCUUAGCAUUUGAAAUAUGGUUGCAAGAGAAUUUCCUUUAGUUCCAAAGGUAAUUAAUGGAGGAAUUGCUGGAAUCAUUGGAGUUACCUGUGUUUUCCCUAUAGAUUUAGUAAAAACCAGGUUGCAGAAUCAACAAGUUGGACCAAAUGGAGAAAAAAUGUAUUCCUCUAUGUUAGACUGUUUCAAAAAAACAUACAGUAAAGAAGGAUUUUUUGGAAUGUAUAGAGGCUCUGCAGUAAAUAUAUUACUAAUAACCCCCGAGAAGGCGAUUAAGCUGGCAGCGAACGACUUUUUUCGUCAUCAUUUAUCAUCUGAGAAUAGAAAACUGACUUUGGCAAGAGAAAUGAUUGCAGGUGGAUCUGCAGGAUUUUGUCAAAUUGUUGUUACAACUCCUAUGGAACUAUUAAAAAUUCAGUUGCAGGAUGCUGGAAGAAUAGCAGCCAAAGGAGCAGCAGAAGGUGAAACAGUGUUGGCAACAUCUGCAACAGCAAUAGCGUUAAAUCUAGUAAAAACCCGUGGAAUUUUAGGCCUGUACAGAGGCACUGCAGCAACAAUGCUUAGAGAUGUCAAUUUCUCUGUUGUUUAUUUUCCUCUUUUUGCACAUCUGAAUUCUUUGGGUCCACGUAGACAAGACGGAACAGGUGAAUCUGUCUUUUGGGUAUCAUUUCUUGCGGGAUGUGCAGCUGGUUCAACAGCAGCUUUUGCUGUAAAUCCUUUUGAUGUAGUGAAAACUAGAUUACAAGUACUGAAAAAAGGAAGAGGAGAGAUAACAUACAAUGGUAUCCCUGAUGCAUUCAGGAAAAUUUGGCAACUAGAAGGUACAACUGCUUUUUUCAAAGGUGCUGGCUGUCGAAUGAUAGUUAUUGCUCCUUUAUUUGGAAUUGCUCAGACAGUUUAUUAUUUAGGUGUUGCUGAGUGGCUGUUAGGACGUAAUAAAGAAAGGUGUGUAAAAUUAAACAAAGCAAUUUUGGCUUUUAAGCACAACCAUAAUUGAUGAUUAAAUGCUGAGUAUACUGUUAUUUAAAAUAUAUUAAAUGAUAAAAGCAUUUAGGUAAAA
Centruroides sculpturatus (bark scorpion) is the source of this 1291-nucleotide messenger RNA. Its product is annotated as mitochondrial glutamate carrier 1-like. Lineage: Eukaryota; Metazoa; Arthropoda; Arachnida; Scorpiones; Buthidae. Bases 251 to 1228 code for a protein of 325 amino acids. The record is from RefSeq and is a predicted model, not a curated record. Gene Ontology annotation, biological process: L-glutamate transmembrane transport; aspartate transmembrane transport; malate-aspartate shuttle. Gene Ontology annotation, molecular function: L-glutamate transmembrane transporter activity; L-aspartate transmembrane transporter activity. The transcript is spliced from 8 exons.